Molecule: messenger RNA, 10594 nt
Organism: Tympanuchus pallidicinctus (lesser prairie-chicken)
Lineage: Eukaryota; Metazoa; Chordata; Aves; Galliformes; Phasianidae
Gene: PIK3CA
Product: phosphatidylinositol-4,5-bisphosphate 3-kinase catalytic subunit alpha
Exons: 24
Coding region: 698-3904 (1068 amino acids)
Biological process (GO): phosphatidylinositol-3-phosphate biosynthetic process; phosphatidylinositol-mediated signaling; cell migration
Cellular component (GO): cytoplasm; phosphatidylinositol 3-kinase complex, class IB; phosphatidylinositol 3-kinase complex, class IA
Molecular function (GO): 1-phosphatidylinositol-3-kinase activity; 1-phosphatidylinositol-4-phosphate 3-kinase activity
Source: RefSeq, a predicted model, not a curated record
GGCUCGCCCGGGGGUGCCGCGCGGACUGCGGCGCCGCUUCCGCCAGCGCCCGGGGGGAGGCGGUCCGCCCGCUCCAGGGUCCCGCGGGGCGGCGCCCGGGGGCCGCGAGGAGCGGCGGGGGAGACCGCGCCCGCGAGAAGGAAACAAAACGCUGGGAAGAUGUUUUUGGUUGUUAGAUCCCUCUGCAUGUUGUUUCCCUUGAGCUGCUGUUUGUGAUCAGAUAAGAAAUUCUGCGUAUUUGCGCCUCUUCUGUGGAAGGAUCAAGACAAAAAUAAUACCAGCGCUGCUACUGUGUGUAACAGUGUUGUCAGAGAGGAGUUUCAGACAUCUUUGUCUUCCUGGAUUUUGGAGAAGUGCCAGCUUGGCAAGCAGGAAGAACAAAAGGACGGGACUGAAAAUAUCUCGGAGGCAGCCUCACCAUCACCACACAUCAGGUUGGGACAGCAGCAGAAUUAGGCAAGCAGCCCGGCCCAGUUUUCUUCAUGCUUUUUUAUUAGGUGGUACGUAAUAGGAGAAUUUCCUACUUGCAAAGCCUGAAGAGUAGUACAAGGUGCUGGUGGAUGACAGAAUAAGUCUCCUAAAGUGAAUAAAAUGAUUUAGAUUUUUUUGCUGGACUGGCCCACAGACUUGCAUGGUUUAACUCAUACGAAUCACUGCUUGAAAAACUUCAAGUACAAAAUUAUUGAAAGGCUUAAAAAUGCCUCCCCGACCAUCAUCUGGUGAACUAUGGGGCAUCCACUUGAUGCCCCCGAGGAUCCUUGUGGAGUGUCUUCUCCCAAACGGAAUGAUAGUGACUCUAGAAUGCCUCCGUGAGGCUACAUUACUAACUAUCAAACAUGAACUUUUUAAAGAAGCCAGAAAAUACCCUCUCUAUCAGCUCCUUCAAGAUGAAUCUUCUUACAUUUUUGUAAGUGUUACGCAAGAAGCAGAAAGAGAAGAAUUUUUUGAUGAAACACGGAGACUUUGUGACCUGCGGCUAUUUCAGCCUUUCCUAAAAGUCAUUGAACCAGUAGGUAACAGAGAAGAAAAGAUACUUAACAGAGAAAUAGGUUUUGCAAUUGGCAUGCCCAUCUGUGAGUUUGACAUGGUUAAGGAUCCUGAAGUACAAGAUUUCAGAAGAAAUAUUCUUAAUGUUUGUAAAGAAGCAGUAGAUCUUCGAGAUGCCAAUGCUCCGCACAGUAGAGCAUUGUAUGUCUGUCCUCCAAAUGUAGAGUCUUCACCUGAGCUACCCAAACACAUAUACAAUAAACUAGAUAAAGGGCAAAUAAUAGUGGUGAUAUGGGUAAUAGUUUCACCUAACAAUGAUAAGCAGAAGUACACCUUAAAAAUCAAUCAUGACUGUGUGCCUGAGCAAGUUAUUGCUGAAGCAAUUAGGAAGAAAACACGAAGUAUGUUGCUGUCAUCUGAACAACUGAAGCUCUGCGUGUUGGAGUACCAGGGCAAGUAUAUUUUGAAAGUGUGCGGCUGUGAUGAAUACCUGCUAGAAAAAUAUCCUCUGAGCCAGUAUAAGUACAUAAGAAGUUGUAUAAUGCUUGGUCGCAUGCCCAAUCUGAUGCUGAUGGCUAAAGAAAGUCUAUAUACCCAGCUGCCACUGGAUACCUUUACAAUGCCAUCUUACUCCAGGCGUAUCUCUACAGCUACACCCUACAUGAAUGGAGAAGCUACAGCCAAAUCGCUCUGGACUAUAAACAGUGCUCUCAGAAUAAGAAUCCUCUGUGCAACCUAUGUAAAUGUGAACAUUAGAGACAUUGACAAGAUCUACGUUAGAACAGGUAUCUACCAUGGAGGAGAACCUUUAUGUGACAAUGUGAACACUCAGAGGGUACCUUGUUCUAAUCCCAGAUGGAAUGAAUGGCUGCUGUAUGACAUGUACAUUCCUGAUCUUCCACGUGCUGCUCGGCUCUGCCUUUCUAUCUGUUCUGUUAAAGGCCGGAAGGGUGCUAAAGAGGAGCACUGUCCAUUGGCUUGGGGAAAUAUAAACAUGUUUGACUACACAGACACUCUUGUAUCUGGGAAAAUGGCUUUGAAUCUUUGGGCAGUACCCCAUGGACUGGAGGAUUUGUUGAAUCCUAUUGGUGUUACUGGAUCAAAUCCGAAUAAGGAAACUCCAUGUUUAGAGCUGGAAUUUGAUUGGUUUAGCAAUCCUGUGAAGUUUCCAGAUAUGACAGUGAUUGAAGAGCAUGCCAAUUGGACAAUCUCACGUGAACUAGGCUUUAAUUACAGCUAUGCGGGACUGAGUAAUAGAAUAGCUAGAGACAAUGAAUUAAGAGAAAGUGACAAGGAGCAACUGCGAGCCAUAUGUACACGGGAUCCCUUGUCUGAAAUCACUGAGCAAGAGAAGGACUUCCUCUGGAGCCACAGACACUAUUGCGUAAAUACCCCGGAAAUUCUGCCCAAAUUACUUCUGUCUGUUAAAUGGAAUUCUAGAGAUGAAGUGGCUCAGAUGUACUGUCUGGUGAAAGAUUGGCCUCCAAUCAAGCCAGAGCAAGCAAUGGAGCUUUUGGAUUGCAAUUAUCCAGAUCCAAUGGUGCGAGCCUUUGCAGUUCGGUGUCUAGAGAAGUACUUAACAGAUGACAAGCUGUCUCAGUACUUAAUCCAGCUAGUACAGGUUCUGAAAUAUGAACAGUACUUAGAUAAUCAACUGGUGAGAUUUUUACUCAAGAAGGCACUGACCAAUCAACGGAUAGGACACUUCUUCUUCUGGCAUUUAAAGUCUGAAAUGCACAAUAAAACUGUAAGUCAGAGGUUUGGUUUACUUCUGGAGUCCUAUUGUCGAGCGUGUGGAAUGUACCUAAAGCAUCUGAGCAGGCAGGUGGAGGCUAUGGAGAAGUUGAUUAACCUCACAGAUAUUCUCAAGCAGGAAAAGAAAGAUGAGACCCAGAAGGUGCAGAUGAAGUUUCUUGUUGAACAAAUGAGACGUCCAGAUUUUAUGGAUGCUUUACAAGGCUUUAUCUCUCCUCUUAAUCCUGCUCAUCAACUAGGAAAUCUUCGGCUUGAGGAGUGCAGAAUAAUGUCAUCUGCAAAGAGACCCCUGUGGUUAAACUGGGAAAACCCAGAUAUUAUGUCUGAAUUGCUAUUUCAGAACAAUGAGAUAAUCUUUAAAAAUGGAGAUGACUUACGUCAAGACAUGCUGACACUUCAGAUAAUUAGAAUUAUGGAAAACAUUUGGCAAAACCAAGGUCUUGAUCUUCGGAUGUUGCCUUACGGUUGUCUGUCUAUUGGUGACUGCGUGGGACUCAUUGAGGUAGUGAGAAGUUCUCAUACGAUCAUGCAGAUUCAGUGUAAAGGAGGCUUAAAGGGAGCAUUGCAGUUCAACAGCCAUACCUUGCAUCAGUGGCUCAAGGACAAGAACAAAGGAGAAAUGUAUGAUGCAGCUAUUGACUUGUUUACACGUUCUUGUGCUGGCUACUGUGUUGCUACCUUUAUACUGGGCAUUGGUGAUCGCCACAACAGUAACAUCAUGGUGAAAGAUGAUGGACAACUGUUUCACAUUGACUUUGGCCACUUCCUUGACCACAAGAAGAAGAAAUUUGGCUACAAAAGAGAGCGUGUGCCCUUUGUCUUAACACAGGACUUUCUAAUAGUGAUUAGUAAAGGAGCCCAAGAAUGCACCAAAACAAGGGAGUUUGAAAGGUUUCAAGAGAUGUGUUACAAGGCUUAUCUAGCAAUUCGGCAGCAUGCCAAUCUGUUCAUAAAUCUCUUCUCCAUGAUGCUUGGCUCAGGAAUGCCAGAACUGCAGUCCUUUGAUGAUAUUGCGUACAUUCGAAAGACCCUUGCAUUGGAUAAAACUGAGCAGGAAGCUCUUGAGUACUUCAUGAAGCAAAUGAAUGAUGCUCACCAUGGUGGCUGGACAACAAAAAUGGACUGGAUCUUCCACACAAUAAAGCAACAUGCUUUGAACUGAAAUGAAAGUGAAGAACACGAGAACUAAUAACCCGCUUUGUGGGUACUACACUGUCAAUACCCGUUAGCAGCAGAGACUGGUUGCAUAGGAAUUGCACAAACCACGAAUGAUAUCAGAACUUAUGGCAAGAAAAAAGACGAACUAUUCAGACAACUGUUGAAAAACAAUGUAAAACAGGGUUUCAGAUAGCACUAAAAUUGUACACUUCAAAAAUUAAGCUUUAGUAUGAUGUGUGACUUCAUGUUAUGCCUUAAGCCCAAAAAGGUAAACUUGGGAAGAAUGUUUCCUUUUUUCAUUUGAUAGGAUAAAUUAGAAGGAAAAAGAAAAUAGUGCCAGCAUGAAUAUAGAGUCCAUCACAUAUUACCUUAGGUCUGGUACAGCAGGUAGAAACUGCUGGAAUGAGAAGCAUUGAGAGAAAGUUCAAGUGGUAGUUAAUAUUUAAAUGCAGUGUAGUUUGAAGGGAAGGAGUUUAAGCUCAAAGAUCUGAAAAAUAGUGAGAGGACAGUGCCUUUUAAAUGUGCUCAGAGGCAUUAACAUACGUAGGGUUUAGAUGAUCCUUUGAUUUCUGGGUCUGUCAUCUGCACAGUUUCAGAAAACAGUAGGAAAUAGGCCCAUUCAGUAUGGUGUUUCUUCUGCUCAGUAUUUCUAGGGGUGCAAUUCAUGCCUUCACAAAGAAACUUUUCUUAUCAUCCCCCAAAACUGACUAACCUGGAAACUGAAUGGUCGGAAUUGGGUUUAGUGCAACAAAGAGUUGUAGUGUUCAUCUUAGGUUUGCUUUAAUCUAACUUGAACUGAAUAGAUUUUUUUCAUACAUGUUUUCCAAGAACCUAAAAAAGGUGAGUUAUUAAAAUUAUUGAAAGAUUAUUUUUUUAUAAAGGCUAUUUAUAUAAUAGGAACUAUUAUUAAUAUAUAUUCUUUAUUUACAUGAUUUGUCCAAUAUUCACUCUUUUAAUUUUGCAGCCCAGUUCUAUCUGUCCAAGGCUCCCACUUCCCUUAAUGUUACUGAAGGUGACCAGUUAUAGGACCAAAUUCAGCCCUGGUGAAAGAGGACACAAGUGCCAUUGAAAUGGUGGGAGACACUCCCACUAAUGCCAGAGGUGAACUUGGCCUAAGACUCUUUAACACUAAGUAAAAAUUGGGGCAACACUCUUCACAUUACUGAAGUGAUAUGCUGGCUAUUCAAGGAACGUAUGUUUAAACCCUCAACUUUUGGGUCCAUCAUUUCUCCUCUUUCUUCCUCCGCUCUGGAAGUGGUUGUUUAAUCCAGUAACUGAUACAUCAGAAAUAGCUGUUUAAAUUUUCAAUAUGAUCAAUAAUAAGCAGUUCAACAUGCAGCAGAUACGUUGGCUAGCUCAAAGCAUGUGGAGCUACCAAGCAUUUUAUAGCUUUGUCUGUUUUGUGUGUGUGUAAUAUAUAUUUGUAAAUCUAGUUGUCCUCCAACACAAUUAUGAUGUGUGCAAUCAAUUCAAUUGGCACCACUUUUCUGAAACUGUUCAGAGUAAAACGGAUGUCAGAUUGCCCUCAUGCACAGCUUCAGGUAGGAAUGUUUUUCUAACUACUAAAAAGGUUGGGUUUUUUUUUGGUUUUUUUUUGUUUUAAUUAGUGAAACCCAUGAUUCUGAGGGUGAUGUUUGCCCUAACAUUUUAAGCUUGCUAGAUUGGCAGCACUUGAAGUGAAUUCCAAAGGUCUGGGGCUUUCGGGGUUUCAACUCAUUCACUUCCAGACACACACUGAGGUGCCACUCAAAAAGUGCAAUACCACAUGUAAUAUAAAAUAUGCUGACAGCUGGUGUUAGAUUAGAAUAUAAGUAUAUAAAUAAACUGUACUUUGUGCAGGCUGUACUGAUGAGGUAAUGAGUGGUUGGCUUAAUUUAGCAAAUUGUAAUAUAUUUUAAAAAUGUGCAAUCAAUUACGUUAUGAAAGACUUUGGGGAUUGCAAAGCCAGGAUUUUGGUUUUUGAAGAUCCUUUCAUAGUCAAGCUCUUGCAGUUAAUUACUGUACACGUAGGUAUUUGACAAUGUUGUGGGGGGGAAAGGUGUCUUUGUGAAAACUACGGAAGUUCCAGGACUAGUGUGGGAAAUGUGAAGUUUUUUCCUUAGUUCUGCUAAACCCUUUGGAGUAGUCCAACAGACUUCCCAUUAUUCUGUAUUGACUGUUACAUACUCCUUUUUUUUUUCAUAUGAAUAUUUUUACUCCUGCUAACCUUGGGCAUACUUUCUAGAGCAAAAUUAUUUUUGUACAUAUUACUUUGCAGUCAACACUAAUGGUGUAGCUCUUUGAAAACAUGGCUUUGUUUCAAUGAGUUUAAACUGUUUUGUUUGCAAAAUCUGAAACCCUGUUGGCUUUAACUCUUAAUUUAACAGAGUAAAAUCGUUGCACAAAUGCCGCAUUAGGUGCUACAUGAUCAUUAUUUAUCUAUUAAUGAAACAAUGUUUUACUUUUUUUUUAUAUAGGAGGAUGGUUGGACUUUUCCAACCAGGAUGGAAAGAGAACUCAAAUCUUUUGCAUCCUAUGAGCCCACCUUCUUUUGUACUUUACCCCUUCUUAAUGAUAUACUUGUGUAAAUAUGGGUAUAAAUGUCUUUCAGUUCAAGCAUACAGUGUUUUGCACCCUUUUUGCACAAACAGAAAGGUAUGAGGAAUCAGGCUCUGUUUCCAAAACUUACUGCAACUAAAUGCUAUGCAUGAGCUGUGGAAGUUCAUAUGGGCAUCAAAUAAUAAAAGAAAGGAAACAUAGUGAUAUAGACAUACUGUGACGUGGGGUAAUUAUAGUUGGUCUUUUUUUUAAUGGGGAAUAUCAUGGGUGUAAAGCUAUUGUUCCUACUGUAACCAAGACGGGCAUUUGGAAAACAUUCUGCUGGUGUUUCAGGGGGGAAAAAAGGUUUUCCAGCUUCAAAGCAUUUAAUACUAAUUACCUUACCUUGUUACACCACUUUUCUGAUAUAAAUUCACUGAAGAUAAUGGAUUUACUAUUGACGUAGGUUGAUGUAAAUAGGGUGAUGUCAUCUGUUCUCAAUAUCUGAAAUAAGAUCUGCUUAUUGACUGUGAAAACACCUGUGACUGAGCUCUAGAUUGUUUUGGAUUGCUUGGAAUUGGAAUUUUUAUUUUCUUUAAUUAUUCCCACUUCAUGGACAUUGGAAAAUGUUCCCUUUAUUCUGAGUAUCAAACGCACAAAACACUAAGCAGCUGGUUUGGGGCUUCAGUUAAAUCUGAACACACUGUUCCUGCAAAACUUUGUAAGAAAAAUGCUGGAGCAAGGAGCCCAGGUCUGGGCAGUACGUGUUAUUGCAAAGCAUUAGGAAGAAAUUAGUGAAAGAUCACUUUAAAGACUAACCUCAUCAGUUGUGAAGCUAGUCAUGUUUGAUUUAAUGACAAAUCAAGCAGGUUGCUGCUGAUCAGUUUUUUUCUGAAAUACGUUCUUUGCUUUCCUGGAGGCAGCUCAAAAAGCACCUCUGACUUAUGCACAAUUUCUGUUCAGAAGGAGUGCAUUUGCAGGUUUUUUUCAGACAUACUUUCAGUAUAAAUUGGGGGGAGGGGAGAGAAGGCAUUUAAGCAUUUAAAUAAAACCAAAACUGUCAGUGCUUUGGUAUCUUAUGGUGAAGAUAAGCCUGCGUAUUAAAGACAAUUUAGAAAUUACUGAGCUCAUAGAGAACUCUGUAUGUGCUGAUCCUGCUGCUUGUCUUCUGGAAGAUUGGUUUGGUUUUUCAGCUUCCCUUUCCAUGUAAAAUGUUAAAAGCCCUUUAGCAGUCAGUAGCAUGUGUUUGUUGACAACUUGAGGCGUUUUCUUUGUCAUUCUACGACUGGCAUGUAAUUUGUCCUUUAAUAAUGGCACGUUCCAGCACUUGUUCUAAGUGAUAAUUGUGAGUUCCUCCUGUUCUGCAUGUCUGUACAGGUUGCAGAUGUGGGCUGGGCCCAUUCAAAAAGAAAAAAAACAAAUGAAAAUGAAGCCACUGAAAUUAGUGUUCUAUUGAUGUCUUUAACAUUUUUAAAAUAUUACAAGUUAAUGAAAAUGGUGUGGUAUUACAGAGAGAAUUGUAAUUUGCUGCUUCUGAGAUCUUUUUUUAAAUUUCCAUGGUUUCUUUUUAAUUUUUGUUUUACUUGAAAGAAGAACCACAUUUUCAUUGUUGGUUUUAUAUGGCUUUCGUUUGUUUUUUUAAUACUAUGUAGCUGUAGAUAUCAUUGCAGUUUGUUGAAUCCCCAUUUUAAUUUUGUAAUAUACGUUUCAUGCAAAUAAUGAAUUUUUAUCUUUUUUUGUGCUGAAAGUUGUCUCAGUUUAGGGUAAGGUUCUCUGUCCAAAUUGAUGGGUAGCUCACCACUCAGCCCUGCAGUUGACAGUGUGUGGGUUGGUUUUUAAUCUGUGUUCUUGAAAGAAGCUGACUAGAAACUGCAUAUAGAAGUUUUCAGUUUGCAUACACUAACCCAAAUCUAGGUGCCCUGGUCUUCAGGAAGUUCUGAUUUCUGUGUGCAGAUAGAACACAGAUGUCAUUAGAAACACUCUAGAUUCACAACAGUAAAUGAAAUCAGAAUUAGGCUCUGUGCAUAUUAAAGUCCCAGACUACUUGUUCAUAUGAUUCAGUAUGAAGGGUGCUGUUUUAUGAUAGGAAUGGGUACUAGCUGCCUGAUUAAAUCUUUGACUGUUUUAUUUGGAAAUAGUCUUUCUUUAUUAACUAGCCUUUUUAGCUCUAAUUCAUAACUGUGGUAAUUUUGUCUGUAGUGGCUUUUAUCUGUGGGACUUUGAGGUUUAUUGCUUAUUACCUUAAAAAAAAAACAACAACAAACCUCUUAGUUUCUUCUUCCUACUUGUGAACCUGCACUAGGGAGAAAUACAGUUGUUGUUAAUGCAGUAUUUAGAGUACAGCAUUCUUUACUUCUGAGCUUUCUGAGAUAGAAUUCAAAAGUACAAGACCACAGUACAGAGGUGGGCCCCUUCCUUCUCCAACACCCCUCUCUGUGAAAAUGGACAUGCCCAUAGUCUAUGAACAACUUAAAAUAUUUGCAAAAGAAGAUUAAUUUAAGCAAUGCUGUUAGCUUUCCCAUUGAUUCGCAUUAAUGUCUUAAGUGUCCUUGCUGUCAUUUCUGUAUGUGAUACAAUUUUUUUUCAGCAUGAGGGAGGCCAGAAAAUAUACUAUCUUGACUCCUGAGGUCCUGGUGCCAAUUCCCCAGUAGCUGUAAAAUAGUUUAGGAACUGUUUAGUUCAAAUCAAUUUAAUUAGGAACCUGUUCCAGUAUUAGAAUUACUCCCAGUUAAACUUGACAACUGUAUUGCUGAAGUUACUGAAAGCCUGAUUCAAGCAGAAUCUCUGUCUCCUGAGGCUCUUACGUCUGCUGCAGUUCAAUCCAUGAGGUCCAAGAUGUGUAUGUUUACAGCUGAGCUCUAAUUCUGCUUUGUUUGUUGGUCUAAAUAUAUUGCUCAAUUCCCAGGAUUUAGUAAUAGUGUUUUAAAGUCUAAAUUAUCAACUGUACCAGGCUGUCCUGAGUUGUCUUACUGUUUUGUUUGGGGCAAGAGGGAGAGAAAGGGAGGAAAGAGAUGAAUUCUUCUUGUCUUACAGCCACUGUGGUGUACAUUUAUAUUCUUUUUAUUUUUUGAGCAUGUAUGUGAAUAUAAAUGUGUAACUUCAUCAUCUGGGAGUAUCAUCUUCUCUUUCCUUUCCCCAUUCCACCUCUACAAGUUUUAAUUGAAUAGCCACAUACACUACUGAAAUCCCUUUGCCUGCUUUGGAGAUCAUCCAGUCUGACUGCCCUGUUUGAUGCAGGGUCAGCUAGAGCAGGCUGUCCUGUCCACCCAAGAGAGGAGGAUUCCCACUAAAAGCUUUUUCUCAAUGUUUGAAUGAAAUUCCUUCUAUUUCAUUGCCUAACCUCCUUAUGUAGGGCACCAAGAAGAGCCUCGCCUGUCUUCUUUACGCCCUCUGGCAGGUAUGUGUAGGUGCCCUUGAGCUUUUUCUUCAGCAGUCUGAACAAUCCCAGUCCUCAGUCUCGCACUGUAGGUAUCCCAUGUCUUUAUGGCUCUUUACUGGACCAGCUCCAGUAUGUUCACGUCACUUCUACUGGGGAGUCCAGCACUGCUGGUUUGGUGUCCCCAGUGUUGAGCAGAGGAUCAGGGAUCACCUCCCUUGACCGGGAUUCUGCUGGCAUUUUGCAUAGACAGAGCCCAGAAGCAUGUAUUCUCUUGAUGCUUAUGCUGCUUUAUUGAAGCUAGAGGCAGUUCAUGUCUGCAUCAAAAAAGAGAGUAUAAACACCUACCAGUGUUGAAUACCUUUUCAAAACCAGACAGUUAUCUUUGAAAUAACCACUAUUGGGGGUGGGGGGAGGAUGUUGGGAUGUGUAUGUCAUUCUGUAAUACAGGUCCUGUGGUAUAAUAGCUAGAAAACAAGACAUUUUUAGUAAUUAUGGGCCAAAACAAGUUUAAGAUAUGCAGGAAAAUGCAUGUAUUGUUGUACUGAGAAAGUCUUGCAGCACAUUUAAAAAAAAAAAAAAAAAAAUCCCUUCUGCUGUGCUAUUCAAGUAACAAGCAAACUUUGGCCUGUGCCAUUUAAUUGUAGUUCAUGUUCAUGGGGAACUGUAAAAAGUCUUUUUAUUUAUCUCCAUUGUCUGUAUCACAUGCUGUUAAUUAAAAAAAUACUACUUGGGGUUUUUAUCACACUUUUGAGUGUUACUGUAUAUACUAAAUACUAAAUUAAAAUAAUAUGGUUGGUA